This is a messenger RNA of Conger conger (European conger), 3476 nucleotides long. It is a transcript of the gene slc39a7, whose product is annotated as solute carrier family 39 member 7. NCBI's taxonomy places the organism in Eukaryota, Metazoa, Chordata, Actinopteri, Anguilliformes, Congridae. Gene Ontology annotation, molecular function: zinc ion transmembrane transporter activity. Gene Ontology annotation, biological process: zinc ion transmembrane transport; intracellular zinc ion homeostasis. Gene Ontology annotation, cellular component: membrane. The transcript is spliced from 8 exons. The record is from RefSeq and is a predicted model, not a curated record. The coding region runs from base 176 to 1636 and encodes 486 amino acids.
UCAAAGGGAAUUGCGCGAGAACUGUGUUGAGUUGCUUAGAUGCCACGUCUGAGAAAGAAUAAGCAGCUGAGAAGUGGCACUAUUCUCGGCAACAAUAAUAAUACGUAUAAUAAUCAAUUACUGUAUUUUACGCCAUAGACUGCGAACGGCAGCACGGUUCUACUAAACUGGUGCAAUGAGGGUGUCUGGAAGCCUCCUGGCGGUCGUGUUGCUGUGCGCUGGAACGUUCCUCACACUGACCCCGUCCGCCCUCGCCCACUCUCACUCCCAUGGCGACCACGACCACGGGCACGGUCACCACGGACACGCCCACUCGCACGGGGCCGGCGGUUGCCAUGGCCACGCCCACGAGCCCCAGGCCGUGAGGAUGCACCACGGGGCCAGCAAGUGGAGCGCCGAGGCCAACCUGCCCCCGGUGGAGGACUCGCACGGCCACGCCCACGACCACGCGGACUCCCACGGCCACGCCCACUCCCACGACCACGCUCACGGGGAUUCCCACGGUCACGCCCACUCCCAUGGCGACGCCCACCAAGCCGAGAGGGCGAAGGCGGACGUGGAGGGGGAGAAGAGGGACAUGGUGGAGCUCUGGAUGCAGGCAAUCGGUGCCACUCUGCUCAUCAGCGCCGCCCCCUUCCUGAUCCUGUUCCUCAUCCCGGUCCAGUCCAACACCGACCAGCACCAGAACCUGCUGAAGGUCCUGCUGAGUUUCGCUUCCGGAGGGCUCCUCGGAGACGCCUUCCUGCACCUCAUCCCUCACGCACUGGAGCCCCACUCUCACCAUGGCAAUGAGGAGCACGACCACUCGCCCGCCAGCGCCGAGUCACAUGACCAUGACCAUGACCACGGGCACUCGCACGGUGCUGCCCAUGACCACAUGAUGUCCGUGGGGCUGUGGGUCCUGGCGGGAAUCGUGGCCUUCCUUGUGGUGGAGAAAUUUGUGCGUCUCCUGAAAGGCGGACACUCACACUCACACGGCCACUCCCACGCCCCGUCCAAAGCCAAGGACAGUGACGGCGAGGAUGAAGAUGAGGAGGAGGUGAAGGAGGAGGAGGCGGAAGAAGCAAAGGAGAAGGUGCAGGAGGAAGAGGAGGAGGCAGAGGAAGAGGACGGGGUUAAACAAAGGAAAAAAGAGGAGAAGACACAGGAGAAAGAGGAAGAGAAAGAUGAGGAAAAAAGCACAGACAUCAAGGUGUCGGGGUACCUGAACCUGGCGGCCGACUUCACGCACAACUUCACGGACGGCCUGGCCAUCGGGGCGUCCUUCCUGGUGGGGCCGGCGGUGGGCGCUGUCACCACCCUCACCAUCCUGCUGCACGAGGUGCCCCACGAGAUCGGAGACUUCGCCAUCCUCAUCCAGUCCGGCUGCACCAAGAAGAAGGCCAUGAGUCUGCAGCUCCUGACAGCCCUCGGGGCACUGGCUGGCACAGCCUGCUCCCUAUUGGCCGAAGGGGUGGGGGCGGCGGCCACAGCCUGGAUCCUCCCCUUCACGGCGGGGGGCUUCGUGUACAUCGCCACGGUGACGGUGCUCCCGGAGCUGCUGGUUGGCCGGUCCACCCUCGGCCAAUCACUGAUGGAGAUCCUGGCCUUGCUCUUUGGGGUGGGCAUGAUGGUGCUUAUCGCAGAGUACGAGUGAAAACAAGCGAGACGGAGAGCGGAGAGGGGGAUGGAGGAGAGAGAGAGGUACAGGGGCGUGGGGAAUGAAGGUGGGAGAGAGAGAGGAGGUUCAGGUGGAUGAGCACAGGGCAGGUUUAAAUGUAAUGUAGUAAAAUAACAUCCCCUUUUCACCAACAGGGUUGAGAUACAGGAAAGAAGCAUCAGUUGUUUGUAAAUCGGAUGGAAAGUCCCAGCGAGGACUGCGUUGUGUCAAGUUUAUAUAUACACAUACACAGUGAAAAGAAGAAAAAUGUGAUUGUCAUUUUCAAAGGGUCAAGGUUCAUUGAGAGGAGUCCGCUAGGUCGUCAGGCUGAGCCAGGGAAGGGACGUGAGAGGCAGCUUGGGAUUUGUAGUCCUACAGAAAUCUGCGGCGAUAACCUUUUUUUUUUCUUAUAGUGGCAAGAAGGAAAUUGAAAACUUGUGUGGUUCAUUUUCCAUUUUCCAAUAUUCCCAUACAAGGUGAAGAGGGAAUCAGACCAGAUAUCCUGAAAAAUCUGUCAAAUAUUUCCAAACACAUGUAGCUAUUAUUUCUUGUUAUGUAUUUAGAAAUAUUCCAAGUAGACUCUCAACCUACUUUAAUUUUAGUGAUAUUCCAGACUGCAAACAAACUGGCUUUCCUUGGGAUAGGGGUGCUUGUCUAAUAAAGCUAGAUGGCAUGUGGUUUCCACUUAGUGAGAUCAGCAACUUCCAAGGACCGCCUUUCAACAUAGUCUUAGUGAAAUACUUUUAUGCGCUUGUUUUCCAUUGUUUGGAAGUUGAUGUCAUCAAGUGGGGAACAACAUUUUAUCUCGACUCACUGCUUUUUAAACUUCAAACUUGGGAAAUUGCAUAUUACUGACAGUUUGUCAAUGGGGUGGUGGGGAAAAAAAUAAAAAAAUAAAAAAAUCUUGCUUGCCACACAGUAGAUGUACUUGAACAGGACCAUUUUUUAUGGAAUGGAAUGGCACUGCUUUUGUGUGGCAGAGACUUUUUUUGGGCUUAGAUAUGCUACUUGUAUGCAACUCGCUCCCGCAGUUUGCACUGAUGUCAAGCAGCAUGUCAGGAAUGUAAAAAAAAAAAGAGAAAAAAAAAAAAAAAGAUGAAGUUAUUCUUCAGCAAUGUGGGUCAUGCUGCAGUUAUUGAUCCGGCCACUAGGGGGUGCUAUAAGCACCUUUUAGGCUUCUUGUUAAACGCUGGACUCAUUGUGACCUCUGUGUUCUAUAUUACCGUGUGCAGAGUCGUUAUUUCUAUUGGACCAAGAGCUUCUGACAGGAAUUGAAAACAAAGGAGGGAAUUUGUCUUUUUUUUUCUUUUUCUUUUUUUUCUGAGUUUUUUUACUUUUUUUUCUUUUACAUAGCUGAUAAAAAUCACAUUUGAUCAAAAACCUAAUUGAAAGGGAGAGACGUGUGUGGUGAGUAUGUUUGUUUGAUGACACUUAAUUGUCUCUCAAAAGCCCAAGUAAUUUCAUAUCCACAAAUAUUUAUUUAAUGUUCCCUGGGGAUGUACCAAAGACCAAAGCGCACGUGGACCCAGUGUAUCAUGUACAAAGGCCCAACUGACCAGGCCGGUGUAAUUCAGACAAUCGCCACUGUAACUAUUGUAGUAAAAAUCAGGAGCUUUCUCAGCCACACUAGCCCUCUGCGCAGGAAGAGUAGCACAUCCCUGCAUCUCGCACACGUGCCGAUUACAGCCCAGAAUGAGACCGAGGAGGGAGGGAGAGGGGGCUGAUGGGAGGGAAAGAGGGUUUGUUACCUUUAGUUUUUUUUUUUUUCUGUUCUGUUUCGUUAUGUUCUUUUUUUUUUUUAAUUGAAAGUGAAAAUAAAAUUGGAAUUUUAAUUUCU